This is a messenger RNA of Anguilla anguilla (European eel), 1255 nucleotides long. RefSeq names its product olfactory receptor 1496-like. Lineage: Eukaryota; Metazoa; Chordata; Actinopteri; Anguilliformes; Anguillidae. Gene Ontology annotation, biological process: G protein-coupled receptor signaling pathway. The transcript is spliced from 2 exons. The record is from RefSeq and is a predicted model, not a curated record. Gene Ontology annotation, molecular function: G protein-coupled receptor activity; olfactory receptor activity. Gene Ontology annotation, cellular component: membrane. The coding region runs from base 137 to 1120 and encodes 327 amino acids.
CCACACACGAAGAUAUAUAUAUUGUACAGCGUCAGUGAAGCAGCACAUUAAACAAACGGUUUUCGACAGUGACUUAUGCUAAGCAGAACUGGGAGAAGAGGAAAACCAGUCACUCGGAGCUCCUGAACACCUUGCAAUGGGAGAUCGCACCACAUGGAUCACUAACGACUCCAUCAUUAGACCAGUGGGAUUUUACAUCGUCGGAUUUACGCAUUUAAAGUAUACCGAUUUAUAUUUAAUCUUCCUUGGGGCCGUAUAUAUUGUAACGGUUUUGUCCAACUCCAUUAUAAUUUCCAUUAUAUUUAUAGAUUAUCGCCUGCACACUCCAAAGUACAUUGCGGUGGCUAAUUUGGCGAUCGUCGACUUGGUCCUGAAUACAAGCAUUAUUCCUAGUAUGAUCAAGAUGUUUCUUGCUAAAGAUAACUUUAUGUCUUACAGCGUAUGCUUUACACAGAUGUUUUUUUAUUUCUGCUUUUUCUCAUUAGAGUCAUUUUCCCUCGGUGUACUUGCCUAUGACAGGUUAAUUGCAAUAUGUUUCCCACUGAGACAGAGCUCUAUCAACACAAACACCGCCAUGGCCGCUAUUUUAAUCACAGUUUGGUCAUUUUGCAUAAGUGCUACUCUGUUCUCAGUUAUAAUCCAGACCAGGCUGUCUUUCUGUAAUUCAGUUAUUGUGAAGAGCUUCUUCUGUGACUAUGCCCCCAUGUACAGACUAGCUUGCAAUGAUAACAGAUUGCAGUGGGCCACUGCCUCUUCUCUGAGUUUAAUUAUUGUGUUUGGGCCCUUCAGUUUAAUCGUCGUGUCAUACACCUGUAUUUUGACAGCCGUGUUCAGAAUGAAAAGCGUGGAGAGCAGGUACAAAGCACUCGCAACCUGCACAGAACAUCUCGUUCUAGUGGCGAUUUUCUAUGUGCCGAUCAUGACAGUGUUUACCAUUGAGCUUUUCUUUGCCGUUUUCAAAAUUGAUCCGGAAGUCGCUGCGGUGAACAUGUCUUUGGCCUCGUGCAUCCCGCCCUGUCUGAACCCCAUUGUGUAUUCCCUGUCAACCAAAGAAAUCAGGAACAGAAUACUGGCUAUGCUCCAGAAAGUAAAGGUAGCAUCGUGGGCACGGCAGGCAUAGACCCAAAGGUUGCAGGAAAUGUACAUUUUUCAAAUGAGAAACAUUCAUUCAGUUUUAGGCCUUGGUGUUUGGCCUCACUGUUGCAUGUGUGUGAGGUCCAACAUGAUGUAGCAGAAAUUUAUUUUCCUGGAAGUA